AUGGUUGGUGAGAAGAAGACUGUCGACCCGGCGCUAUCUGAGUUUUACGAAGCUAUGGAGAGGACUAAUGCUGAAAAGAUUGCACAUGAGACAUUGGCUGGGAUAUCUGAGAGUUCCAGUGACAGUGACGGCUUUGAUGCAGAAAGUGAGAAUGAGGGUGCUAAAGAUUGGCCCUGGAGGCCAAGUCAUGUUGUCUUUGGAAAGUCAACAAUCAAACAAGGACAGAUUGAUGCCAUGAGGGGAAGGAGCCAAUUUGACGAGCCAAAUGACGACUGGCUAGAUGCCAUUGACGCAACCAGUGAUGAGUUGCUUGGCGCCUACUCAAGGGCCAAAGAUGAUGCCAUGGCAGAGUCUGAAGCAUGGAAUGGAUACAGAAAGCCACCAUCAGAACAAAAGUACUCUGAGGAUGUCGGUCAUAUCCACCAAGGACUCAAUUUCGAGCCCACCAGGGAGGAGCUGGAUAGCUUAUCGAAAGCGUGUAGCCGACUUUGGGAGCUCGAUAUGAACCGUAUCGUUCCUGGUAAGGACUACAUAAUCGACUGUGGCGAGGGGAAGAAAGUUUAUCAGAAGGGUGAUAUGGCAUCCGAAAGCUUGUUCAGCUGGCUAGGCGACGAUGUGCUAAGAAAACCCACCUACUCACGUUUUUGCGCACUUCUGGAUAACUAUAACCCCCACCAGGAUAAGCACGAAGAAAUAGCUUUUGUUGAAGAGAUCGCCAGAACAUCGCCAAUUAAGUACUUGCACCGGUACUUAGUGCAGAAGGGGGUUGUGCCUCAGGACUAUGAGGACUUCAAGAAAAUGCUGACAUCCCUAUGGUUUGAUUUGUAUGGAAGAGGUGGCAACUCUAGCUGCUCUACUGCCUUUGAGCAUGUGUUUGUUGGUGAGAUCAAAGGACCGGGACAAGGGGAAAGUGAGGUAUCAGGCUUCCAUAACUGGAUUCAGUUUUACUUGGAAGAAGCCAAGGGAAAUGUGGAUUACCAAGGUUAUAUAUUUCCAAGGCGCCGUGGUGAAUCGCCUGAUUCAGAGAUACAGCUGCUGAUUGUUCAGUUUGAGUGGCAUGGCGUGCUGAAAUCAGUAUCCAACACGUUGAUUGGCGUCAGUCCUAAGUUCGAGGUUGCACUCUACACGUUGUGCUUUUUUGUUGGAGGGGAAGAUAACCGCGUCGAUAUUGGCCCAUACAGUGUGAACGUCAAGUGCUACCGAUUAGGGAAUAACAAAAUUGGAUCAACCUUUCCCAUUGCAGAGAACUGAUU
Zea mays is the source of this 1253-nucleotide messenger RNA. RefSeq names its product poly(U)-specific endoribonuclease-B. Gene Ontology annotation, molecular function: RNA endonuclease activity. The record is from RefSeq and is a predicted model, not a curated record. Lineage: Eukaryota; Viridiplantae; Streptophyta; Magnoliopsida; Poales; Poaceae. Bases 1 to 1251 code for a protein of 416 amino acids. The transcript has 5 exons.